Messenger RNA from Salvia splendens (bonfire salvia), 1597 nucleotides. RefSeq names its product glucan endo-1,3-beta-glucosidase 11. The transcript is spliced from 3 exons. NCBI's taxonomy places the organism in Eukaryota, Viridiplantae, Streptophyta, Magnoliopsida, Lamiales, Lamiaceae. The coding region runs from base 345 to 1505 and encodes 386 amino acids. Gene Ontology annotation, biological process: carbohydrate metabolic process. Gene Ontology annotation, molecular function: hydrolase activity, hydrolyzing O-glycosyl compounds. The record is from RefSeq and is a predicted model, not a curated record.
UCGAGCAAAAUUUCAAGCUCAAAAAACAAAGUGGAGCCGCAAAAUCCAAUCAAUCACCGCCCGACGCAUUCGCAUAUUUCUACGCUCUAUUAUUGAUUUUUUCUGUUUUUGUGAGUGUUGUGUGCACUUCUGAUUCCGAAGAAAACGACCAUUAAAACCCACCCCUCAAACCUGCCGCCGGCCACCGAUAAUUGGCUUCUUGCUUUGAAAUACCGCGUGGGACCGACUCAAAAUCGAGUCUUGACAUAGGGAAGUUGAGAAUUCAGUUGGCAAUGGCUGGUUUUCGGCUUUGGGGGAAUAUUUAGAAGCUUUCAAUUUGAAGGAAUAGGGAGUUUUCCGAAACGAUGAGGAUUCUUGCUCUUCUGUUAUUGGCUUUCUUUCUAGGAGGAGAUGCCCGUCUAGCUAUGGCGUUUACUGGAACUUUUGGGAUCAAUUAUGGUAGGAUAGCAGAUAACAUCCCUUCACCCGACAAAGUUGUAACGCUGCUUAAGGCUGCAAAAAUCAAGAACGUUAGGAUUUACGAUGCGGAUCACAGUGUUCUCAAUGCCUUCAAAGGGACUGGGCUCGAGCUAGUGAUUGGACUUCCCAAUGGUUUCUUGAAAGAAAUGAGUGCUAAUCCAGACCAUGCCCUGACUUGGGUCGAGGACAAUGUCAAGGCGUUUCUUCCUGACACACGCAUCGUUGGGAUUGCAGUAGGGAAUGAAGUUCUUGGAGGUGAUGGUGAGUUUUCUCAAGCUUUAUUGGGUGCUGUGAAGAAUAUAUACAAUGCCACGAAGAUGCUCGGAAUAGAUAGAGUAGUUCAGAUUUCUACAGCUCAUUCGCAGGCUGUCUUUCAGAAUUCGUUCCCUCCUUCUUCUUGUACUUUCACAGAGGCUGUCGCUCCGUUGAUGAAGCCUCUCCUGGAGUUCUUUUCGCACAUUGGGUCUCCGUUUUGUCUCAAUGCGUAUCCCUUUCUGGCUUAUACUUACAACAAGGGGAAAAUUGAUAUAAAGUAUGCUCUUUUUCAGCCAAAUAAAGGAAUAGUUGAUAAUAAAACAGAUUUACAUUAUGAUAACUUGCUGGAUGCUCAGAUCGAUGCAGCUUAUGCUGCUCUAGAGGAUGCUGGAUUCAAGAAAAUGGAAGUUAUAAUCACGGAAACGGGUUGGGCAUCUCAUGGGGGUGAAGAUGAAGCUGCUGCUACCCCAAGCAACGCAAGGACGUACCACUUCAAUUUGCGUAAAAGGCUAGCGAAGAGGAAAGGGACUCCACUUAGGCCGAAACAUGUAUUAAAAGCAUACAUAUUUGCCUUAUUCAACGAGGACUCGAAACCAAAUGCCCUCUCUGAGAAAUAUUAUGGACUCUUUAAAGCAGAUGGGAGUAUAUCUUAUGAUCUCGGGCUCCCUGGACUGAAAUCUUCGUCUGCUUCAUCUCCCUUCUUCUCCUCUAAGGAGGUUGGAGGUGGAAAAUGGUGUUGGUUGUUAUUGACAAUCUCAGCUUCCACAUUGAUUCUGCUCUUGAGAUUAUGAAAAAUAUAUAAAGUUGUAUCUAUAGAGAUAAUCUCUUCUCACUAUAGUUGUCCGCGAUUUGAGAAAUGGAAAGUUACUCAUUUUCUUUGUCA